GUCAAAUUGAUCUCUUAAAGUGGCUUAUCUUAAUUACACCGUUUAAGCAGCAAGUGCAUUGCUUGAAACUAGCAAUCAAAGAGAAGCACAAAAACUAUGUUGCUUGCUGUGGUCUGGAAUGUACUGGAAAUCCGAGUUCUGGUUUUAUUCAGUUUGAUCUUGCAAAUAAUCCUUAUAGUUUGUGGCAACCAAAGAAAGUACAAAGCAGGUUGGGUGCUACAAUUCGGUGUGUGGUUUACCUAUCUGUCAGCAGAUUGGGCUGCGACCUUUGUGCUGGGCAUUCUUUCCAAAGACAGCAAAAAUCCUUCAACAGACCCCACCAACUCCAUAAUCAUGGCCAUCUGGGCACCCUUCCUUCUUGUGCAUCUUGGUGGCCCUGACACAAUCACUGCCUACUCCCUCGAGGAUAAUGAGCUAUGGCUACGACACUUUCUUGGGUUAAUCUCCCAGCUAUUUGGAGCAGUUUAUGUUGUUUACAGUUCAUGGAAUGACAGAAACCUUAACUAUGUUACCAUUCCAGUUAUGGUGGCAGGAAUAAUCAAAUAUACUGAGAGGACUUUGUCCUUGUGGUUGGGAAGCAGCAAAAAGUUCAGAGAAUCCAUUCACCGUCCACCAGACCCAGGACCAAAUUAUGCCAAAUUCAUGGAUGACUGCACUGCAAAAAUAGCUGAAGGAUAUAAAGUUGAAUUGAAGGUUGAAUCUACUCCCAUAUUGUCGGAUCACUCUCUAGCGGCAAUAGCAAAUGAAAGUGUACCAGAUGCUUUGCGUUUGCACUAUGGAUUCUAUUUCCUUGAAAUUUUCGAGUGCCUAUUUGCAGAUCUCAUCCUUGGUUUUCAAGAACUCCAAGAAAGCCAACAUUUCUUUCAGAACAAAUCAUGGGAACAUGCGUAUAAAGUAAUUGAGGUUGAGCUUGGAUUGAUGUAUGAUAAGCUAUAUACAAAGGCAGUGGUAACAUACUCUCGCCUUGGCCUUUUCCUCAAAAUUGUGACCUUUUUCUGCACCCUCUCUGCAUUUAUUGCAUUUUUAUGUCUGAUAGAUAAAGCACACAUAGACUGUGACCAAAUUAUAACUGUUGUGCUUUUCGCUGGGGCUAUUUUUCUUGAGAUAUACGCAGGCAUCGUUUUACUUUCUUCAAGUUGGACAAUGCAUUGGUUAAGCAAGCAUAAGAAUUGGAUCGUGAAUCUUCUCAUCUCAUGUUUUCAAACAUGCUAUAAACUCUCACAUGCUAAGAGGUGGUCUAAUCUUAUAUCACAAUUCAAUCUCAUAAGUUUUUGCUUGAAAGGUGAGCCAGCAAAACGCAUCAAAAUCUGGAAUUACCAAUUCAUGUAUCAGAUUUUCAGGAUACUUUACCACCAAGACCAAGAAACUGUCCCCGAGAAAUUGAAAGAACUCAUUUUUGAACACAUUCGGGAGAAGUCUAAGGGUGCAAAACACAUUAAGGCAUGUAAAAACUUUUGCGCUCACAGGGGUGAUCAAGUUCUUAACAAAUGGAAGUGCCGUUCCAUUGCCUGGAGCACUGAGGUGGAGUUUGAUCAAAGCCUUCUGAUUUGGCAUAUUGCUACAGAUCUUUGUUGUUAUUCAGAUAAAGAUUGUGACAAGCUCAAAAAUUAUGAAAUAAGCAGAUUGAUGUCAGAUUAUAUGUUAUAUCUCCUUGUUAAAUGUCCUUUUAUGUUACCCAACGGAAUAGGACAGAUCAGAUUUGAAGACACGUGUGCCGAGGCGAGUGAACUUUUGCAAGAAAGGAAGUACAUAUCGCAAACAGAUCAAGUUUGCCAAGUGAUUGGUGGAGUGAGUGUAGAUGAAAAGUUCCUACCGUCAAAGGUUAAAGGAGAUAGAAGCAAGUCUGUGCUGUUUGAUGCAUGUAGGCUUGCAAAGUCGAUAAAGUCUUUAGAAGAGGAAAAGAAAUGGUCGAAAGAACAGAAAUGGGAAAUGAUAAGUCGUGUUUGGGUGGAGAUGUUGUGUCAUGCAGCAAGCCAGUGUAGAGGGUUUCAUCAUGCCAAGCAGCUUAGCAGAGGUGGCGAAUUGCUUACCCAUGUCUGGUUUUUAAUGGCUCAUUUAGGUAUAACUGAACAGUUUCAGAUUUCACAAGGUCACGCAAGGGCAAAGCUGAUACACAGCUAAAAUUGUUUUGUGUCCAAGGUUUUAAAGAACGGUCUUCGACCACCAUUUUAUCUACAACAUUAAGGUUUAUGUGUGUCGUCCAUGCAUUGCUGUUGCAAUUGUGACUGUAUUGAUCAUAUUUAAUUUUCCACAAUGUCAAGAAAGUGGCCACAAUUUAAAACCUUUUAACCGUAUCACACUAUAUAUGUUGUGUUCUAAUAUAGUAACUUGUAAUUUGUAAUGUAUAAUAAUCUCUUGGCAUGUUUAAUCAGCUUGU
Molecule: messenger RNA, 2377 nt
Organism: Glycine soja
Lineage: Eukaryota; Viridiplantae; Streptophyta; Magnoliopsida; Fabales; Fabaceae
Exons: 3
Coding region: 97-2121 (674 amino acids)
Source: RefSeq, a predicted model, not a curated record